AUUAGCAUCGAUGAAGUUUGUGCGAACAUGGCGGAUUUCCUGCCGACCAGGUCCGUGUUAAAAGUUUGUCUACCCGUCUGCCUGCUCAACAGCGGCGAGGUGGAACAGCUCCGAAAGUCCAAGGAGAUCGACAGAUGUAUUUCCCGGGAGAAAACGUACGUGAAACGGCUGGUGAAGAUCCUGCUGCUCGGCGCUGGCGAGAGCGGCAAGUCGACUUUCCUCAAACAAAUGCGGAUCAUCCACGGACAGGACUUCGACCAGCAAGCCCGAGAGGACUUCAGAGCCACGAUUUACAGCAACGUUAUCAAAGGUGUACGUGUGUUGGUGGAUGCCCGGGAGAAGCUGCACAUCCCGUGGGGUGACCCGGACAACCAGCCACAUGGGGACAGCCUGAUGGCGUUCGACACCCGGUCGGCUAAGAUGGCGAGUGGGCAGCUGGAGACGUCUGUCUUCUUGCAGUACCUACCUGCCAUCAGAGCUCUGUGGGCCGACUCGGGUAUACAGAAUGCGUAUGAUCGUCGUAGGGAGUUUCAGCUGGGUGAGUCAGUGAAGUAUUUCUUGGAUAAUCUGGAUAAGCUUGGCGAGCCGGACUAUCUUCCCACUCAACAGGACAUCCUGCUGGCUCGUAAACCCACCAAGGGCAUCCACGAGUAUGACUUUGAGAUCAAGAGCGUUCCCUUCAAGAUGGUGGACGUGGGAGGGCAGCGGUCGGAGCGGAAGCGCUGGUUCGAAUGUUUCGACUCCGUCACCUCCAUCCUCUUCCUCGUCUCCUCCUCUGAAUAUGACCAGGUGCUGAUGGAGGACAGGCAGACCAACCGGCUGCGUGAAUCGCUCGACAUCUUCGAGACCAUCGUCAACAACCGCGUCUUCGUCAAAGUUUCGAUCAUCCUCUUCCUCAACAAGACGGAUCUGCUGGAGGAGAAGGUGAAGAGUGUUCCGCUCAAGGACUACUUUCCCGAGUACACUGGGCAAGAGCACAACCUGCCGGACGUCCAGGCGUUCAUGGUGGAGUGCUUCCGGGCCAAGAGACGCGACCCCACCCAGAAGCCCCUGUACCACCACUUCACCACAGCCAUCAACACGGAGAACAUCAGGCUGGUGUUCCGGGACGUCAAGGACACCAUCCUCCACGACAACCUCAAACAGCUCAUGCUCCAAUGACCCCUGUCGACCUGUGAAAGUAGAGGACCUGAAUGGGGACAAACCACCCCCUCGCUCCUGACAAGGACUCGGGAGAGACCAGCCUCAGAAGAAUCCGAUAGACGUCAGCGUUCUUCUUCAGCCGUUUUUAUGUUAGUUUUUACUCUCCUCUUUGAAGAGUUUGGCCUUCUUGUUAGUUCAGGGUUUGGUAGGGGGACGAGUCAGCAGGACAGACUGUCCGUGGUUAGCGAUGAGCAGGCGGUUUGGAUGUUGGACAACAUCUGAUCUUUGCUGCUUCGUCUCAAGACUCUCUCCUCUGGCCUGAGCGCAAACACUCGCUGCAGUUUUUCGACUCACAAGGUGCCGGUGCUGGCGCCAACGCCCGCGCCUGGCUGUGGAAACCAGUUAAACUUUUCACAAACCAGCCUCAUGGUCUCCAAAGCAGAUACACAACUGGCCAAGCAACAAAUACAGCUGUUUUACCAACAUGUAAGCAAACGACAGAUGGUCAAGAUGCAACAAAAUCAGCUGUGCCAAAGUUGAUUUAGCACUGAAUUCAUCUAGUCCAAAAUCAGUCCAUUAUUUCCGCUGCACUCUCCAGUGCUGCUCUGUGAACGUGGUUUAUGUAGUUUAAAGGAAGGGUUUGACAACUCUCUGAUGAUCUGGAGACUGCACGAUUGUCCUUUAUUUUCCUCAUAUUGCAGCACCGCUCCUCCGUCUUCCCGUCCUAGUCGCCACUUUCUCUUGGCCUCGACAUUAGCAGGGCAGAGAGUCAUUUCUGCCGGGACAAGGACCAGUUCACUGAUGGCGACAGCGCUCCCAACGGUUCAGUAUGUGAUGUUGAAAACGGCUCCAGCACCGGCACCUUGUCUGUGGAAAAAAAUGCUAGAAAAGGGCACAACGGCGAGACUGAACCUCCACUGCCUUUCCAUGUAAUGUCUUCUGUAGACCUAAUCACUGUUUGAAUCCUGCAUUUGUGCCUUUGUAGAAUUAAAGCCAAUCUUAGCUGCCUUCAACACGUAAUUAAGAAGUUGUCCUUUUGUUUUUGGGUGUUUUAGAGGACAAAAUGACCUUAAUUGGCACAUGAGGCAGGUGUGCCAGCACGUGAACAUGCAGUCCACUGUUUUCUCAGGGUUGAAUCCAAACCAGCGUUGAUGCUGAUGUUGGUGGUGGUGAACUAACUGAAUAAUCUUUCUCUGGGUGGCAGAGCGGUGAGACUCAGCCAGGCCUCAGUACAGUUAGCUGGGUGGUGGUUGGUACUGUAUCCUCCUGGCUUUGACCCCUAAACCCAGAAUCCCCCUCUGUUUCUCUCUGUUUUCAUCUCUGAUUAGAUGCCUUGUAAAGGGACAGACUGUUUCCCCUGUGUGCCUGAUGAUGAAUGUCUGUUAAUAGAUGUACAGAGAUUUGCUCUAAAUUGUCUGAAUAUACUGUAACCAACAUUGUAAGCUGUAACUUACUGUGUUAGGCGUCUCUGAAAACCCCUCGAAGGUUUACACGCCGUCCCGUGCUGUUUAGGAGUUCCCUUUAAAAAACAUUUUGGAUUUGUUGAAAAAAAGUAGACAAAAAAAGCUGCUGGAGUUGAAUACUUGUGUCAGCGACUGUAUUCUGAAGGGGGCCAAUCUUUGUUUGAGGACAACUUCCAGGCACUGUUAAAAUCUGUUUCUUUGCCAAAUCACCACGUGCUUUCUUGGGAAUUUUCACAUCGACCAGUCUCCAGUUAUUUUUUCCUCCCAAAAUAAAAAGCUCCCGUGAGCUUCAGUUUGCUUCCAGUUCUGGCUUUGUACAUACUGUAAUCUGUUGCCAUGUAAAUAAUAUUCAGGUUUAUCUCCGUAUAUGUAAAUGGUUGUAGAAAUGGCGUUUUGUUUUUUUUCCUCCAUUCUGAAUGUGUUCCAAAAAUCACUGCUUUUCCAAUGAAGAUGACCAUUUUUUUUGAUUUAGAUGUAUUUUUGUUUAAUUUUUUUUUCAUCACCUUUUUGAAAUUCAUUCCUGUGCCAAGUCUCAUGCCACUCUAACCCUAUCAAUAAAAUAC
This is a messenger RNA of Epinephelus fuscoguttatus (brown-marbled grouper), 3169 nucleotides long. Its product is annotated as guanine nucleotide-binding protein subunit alpha-13-like. The transcript is spliced from 5 exons. The record is from RefSeq and is a predicted model, not a curated record. Gene Ontology annotation, cellular component: heterotrimeric G-protein complex; brush border membrane. Gene Ontology annotation, molecular function: G-protein beta/gamma-subunit complex binding; D5 dopamine receptor binding; guanyl nucleotide binding. Gene Ontology annotation, biological process: Rho protein signal transduction; adenylate cyclase-activating G protein-coupled receptor signaling pathway. NCBI's taxonomy places the organism in Eukaryota, Metazoa, Chordata, Actinopteri, Perciformes, Serranidae. Bases 28 to 1161 code for a protein of 377 amino acids.